AUGGAUAAUCCAUUUUUAACUGACACAAAUUCGUCUGAUAAAAAGAGAAGCGUAAAUGAAUGUGCAACAAAAGUUGAAUCAACAGUUGAUGGACCUCCCAACAAUUCUAAUUUGAUGGCCGCUGCUAAUACUUCUGUCAAUCCUAACCACAAUUUUUCUUAUUUAGGCGAUUUUCUGGCCACUUUAAAUCAGUCAAGUAGCUAUAGCAGACUGAGGAGCAGAUUUUUAGAUGAAACCGGAAGUCUAGAUGUCAACCUAAGUGAUAACAAUUCAUGUCAUCUGAGUGAUAUUAGCAGUGUUUCUAACAAUUUUCAUAUGAUGGAUGAUAAUGAGAGCAUAGAUAAUGAAAUAAACUCUUCCCAAGACAAUGCAAUAGAAAGUGCAAGUUCAUACAAAAGUGAAAAUGAUGCUGAAAAUAAUGAUAAUGAUGGUUAUCUUGAUAAUGAUCUCGAUGAUGACGACGACGACGACGAUGACAUUGAUGAUGACUAUGAAGACAUAGAUGGUGUUAUCAGAAGUGUUACUGAAAAAAAUUUGUCUGCUAAUAAAAAUAAUGAAAGAGAUGAAUGUGUUGAUGUUGACAUGAAAUCAAAUAUUGAGCAAACCAUUGCUGAUCAUGAUAUAACAAAAUUUAUGCAUCUCAACAAAAAUAAGCCGCUAGAUUCCAGACAAUUAAAAUCAGACUCACACAGAACCAAUCAAAAUAACAAAAUGGUCAACCUCAACAACAGUCUGGGGUCCAAUCACAAUUUAAAAAUAGAACCAGCCGUCAACCUGACACACAGAUUUGACACUGACGAACGAGCGAUAGAACUGAACGAAAUUUUCACAGAAAAAGAUUUAAUCAAAGACCAAAGAAUCUCAAACAUAGAUAGCGAAAGUAAAAUGAAUCUACUGAUAAAUGGAUUUGUAGGUGGCAGUAGUGGCAGUAAAGUACUGACCUCACAGCUCAAAGGACCCAAAGUAACAUUGGAGUUUUAUUGCAAUCGAACCAAGGGAUUUGAUGACGACGGAAAUCCAAUUAGGGUCAAAGAUACAUUUAAGUUGCAUAAAGUCGAGUCGUUAGGUGAGUUGAAUGACAAAAACGUCAACAAAAACAUUAACAAUAAUCUAAAAGCUUCAGACAGUAAAAAUAACAUUAGUGUCAGUGAUGUUGAGGAGUUGAAAAUUAAUAAAAAAUUUGAGGACCUUAAUACAAACACCAACAAUGACAAAGACAACAACAAACUUGAUGAAAGACCCCAAAACAAAGAACUAAAAAUUAAUAAUAAUAAUAGCAGUAGUAGGGUUAGUAGUAGUAGUAACAACAACACAAACAACAACAUCAUUAAACAUGUCAAACAGCAAUUAAAACCAUCCCCUGGCUUAGCCAAGAGAGUUGAUGAUAAUGAUAACAACAACAAAAUUGACAAUAAUAAUAAUAAUAUUAAUCAUAAGAAAAAUAAUAAAGUUAGUCGCGGUGCUGAUUAUGAUGAUGACAAUGACGAUAAGGACGACUACUACUGUAGAAUUCAGUCACCCAAAAGGGGUAAUAAUGAUAUUGGAAAAGAUGAUAAAGAUAAAACUGUUAAAAAUAAUGAUAGCAGGAAUAAUAAAGAUGAUGAUGAUGGUGGUGAUGGUGCUGAUAAAAAGAAUGGUAAAUUUAAUCACGCCAGUAUCACCAAGUCGAAGAAUGCUAGCAGUUUUGAUAAGAAAAUCAUAAACCUUACAAUUAAUAAUGAUUAUGAUGAUGAUGAUGGUGGCGGGGUUGAUGAUGAUUAUGGCAGAGAUGAUGAUGAUGAUGAUAGCGUUAGCGGCGGUGCUGAUAAUGAUGACGAUAAUAAUAAUAAGAACGAUGAUGUUGAUAAUGAUGAUGAUGAUGAUGACGUAGUCGACGACGACGACGAUGAUGAUGAUUUUAAAAAAUUGGACAAGUAUUUAGUUGGGAUUAAUGCCAGCUCUAGAGAUAACAAUGAUAAUAAAAUUAAUAAUAAUAGUAAUAAUGAAAGUGAUAAUAACAACAACAAUAAUAAUAAUAAUAAAUUUUCCCAGCAGAGCAAAAAAAUCAUUGAUUUCAGGAGUGAGGACAUUGAGUCCAGCCUGAAUGAGAUUAGGACGAUCCUAUACGGCUCGGUCGCCGUUGACCUCAUCAAUGACCACACCCCAACCAAUAAUAAUAAUGACAACAACAAUAAUAAUAAUAACACUGAUAAAAACGAUAAUAAUAUUAAUAGUAGUGACGGUAGCAAUGAUAAGAACAGCAUUAAUGGUGAUGACGCUGAUGCUAAUAACGAAUGUGCUUACAAUAGAUUUGCUAACAAUAACUGUUGUAAGGAUAGUAGCAAUACUAGUAAUAAUAAUAAUGAUGAUGAUGAUGAUGAUGGUGGGGGAAAUGUUAACAUUUCUAGAUCUAAAUCUUUCAACACAAAUCCAUUUGCAAAUGAUGCUAACGAUGACGAUGAUGAUGAUGACGAAAGAGUGUCAAAAACAACAAUUACUACUAAUACUACUGCUACUAAUACUACUACUAAUACUACUGCUACUAAUACUACUACUAAUACUACUAAUAACAGUACUUGCACUAUGACUAAUGCAAAGAAACUCGUAAGUGCUGAUAGAACGUCAGAUGAUCAUGGCAAAUACGAUAACGAUAAUAUUUAUGAAUUUAUCAGCGACAACCACAAAAGAAGCAACCCCGGCACAUCAUCAUUAUCACCACGGCUGGAUAAUAAUAAUAAUAUUAGUAAUAAUAAUAAUAAUAAUAAUAAUAAUAAUAAUGGUAAUAAUAAUAAUAAUAUUGAACUUUCUGUUAUUGAUGAGUUACUAGCUGAGUUGAGAAUGACGGUCAAAUUUGAUGACGACGACGAUGACGACGAUGAUGUUAAAUUUAAAAGUGACGUUAAUAAUGAGGAUGGUGGGUGUAAGGCCGUGAUUGAUGAUGAUGAUGAUAGUGUUGGUAAUGUAUCUAAAAAUGAUGAUGAUGCAGUAGACGAUGAUGAUGAUGAUGAUAUUAUCAAUGUUGAUGGCGAACAUUGUUUAUCAUCGUCGUCAUCAUCCUAUAGAAGAAAUCCAAAACAUAGUAAGAAUAAUAAUAAAAUCAACAUUAGUAGUAGUAAUAAUAAUAAGAAUAAUAAUAAUAAAGGGGACAACACCGGCCAAAUGUUCACUGAUAAUUUGAUUAAAUCCUCCAAGAACCCAUUUUUAAAGAGUGAUGGAGAGUGCCUGUCGGAUAGCGAGCCGCGCGACAACAACCGCAACAAGCAACUACAACAAACAAAACAACGACAGCAGCAACAGCAGCAGCAACAACUACAAUCAUCAUCGUCGUUAUCUUCGGCCAUGAUGAUGAUGAUGAUGAUAAGGGAUGUCGAAAAGACCUUCUCUCUCUCCCCUGAAAUCACAGAUUGCGAUAGUGCAGACGCCUGCAGCAUAAUUUCCGAUGAUCACGUGAUUGGUAAUAACAACAACAAUAAUAAUAAUAACGGAGGUGGUGAUGAUAACGCUACUGGGGAGAAGAAUUCGCCUAAUUUGAUGCCGGCUGUUGAAGACGGGUUAUCCUCUGAUGAUGAGAAUAAUAAAGACGAUGAGCGUGGAGAUGGCCGUGUAAAUGAUGUCCUGACCAAAAGAAGAAAUAAGAGUGAGGUCGGUGGUGGUAUGUUUUGUAACAGUGAUGAAGUUCACCUUGGCAACAACAACAACAACACUAACAACAAUGACGACGAUGAUGAUGGUGACGACGACGACGAUGAUGAUAAAGGUGAUUUCGUCAAGAGGACUAGGAAAAAGAAGGUGAAUAAACACAAUAGUAAUAAAAAAAAUAAGCCGAAAAUUUUGAAAGAAUUUUCCAGAAUGGUGGAUUCAGCUAACCACCUAGCUAGUUCAGCCAAUAAAAUGAAGAAGUCGAUAUCGCUGAACACAUCCCUGAAUCAUCACCAAAUCCCUGAAAUUAAGCAGGCUCAAAAUGGCUGCAAGAACGUGAACAAACACGACGAAAAAUUAUUACCCCUCCCAACUUUCACCAACAGCGCUAAUGAUGUCCGCGGUAAUAAUAAUAACAACAACAAUAAUAAUAAUGAUAUCAACAAUACUAACAACAAAAAUAAUAACAAUUCACUGGCAAAUGUAAAGAGAUCUGUAGCAUCAGCAACGCCGAUAGUGACAAAUGCGAAAUCGAAUAAAAUGAAUAAUAAUAAUGUUAAUAUUAAUAAAAAUGAUAAUAAUAAUAAUAAAAAUAUUUGUGGUAAUAAUACUAAAGUUUUGAGUAAUAAAAAUAAUGUUAAUAAAAAUACAAACUCUAUGCAAGCCAAAUGCAAUAAUAAUAUCAAUAAUAAUAGUAGUAAUAAUAAUAAUAAUGGCCAAAUAAAAUAUGCAUCAAAUGAUGUUAAAGGCAGUACAAAUAAUGCAAAAAAUAAUAACAACAAUAAUAAUAAUAAGAGCAGAGAUUCUUCAAAAUUAUUUCCAAGUGAAAAGACAAGUGAAUCAAAUGAUACGAUUGAUUUGAGUAACAAGUAA
Molecule: messenger RNA, 4491 nt
Organism: Helobdella robusta
Lineage: Eukaryota; Metazoa; Annelida; Clitellata; Rhynchobdellida; Glossiphoniidae
Exons: 2
Coding region: 1-4491 (1496 amino acids)
Source: RefSeq, a predicted model, not a curated record